Schistocerca americana (American grasshopper) is the source of this 1886-nucleotide messenger RNA. RefSeq names its product ubiquitin-conjugating enzyme E2 J2. The transcript has 7 exons. Bases 231 to 977 code for a protein of 248 amino acids. The record is from RefSeq and is a predicted model, not a curated record. NCBI's taxonomy places the organism in Eukaryota, Metazoa, Arthropoda, Insecta, Orthoptera, Acrididae.
UUAUGUUUACAGUUUAGUUACAGCGUAGUGGAGUGAUUGAUGUUGAAAGACAAUCGGAACUUUAACGUGCGGAAGUUUCUCCAGUGGUAAUGACGAGAAGGAAUCCUUUCGAUAUAACGGAGAUAUUUUUCGUAAAACUCUAAGAACUUCCCUGUGCUGUUGGAAUGCCUGCCUUCUGACGCGACUCACAGCUGACAGUGUGUGGUCUGCAGCAGUUGUCUCAGGUAGCGAUGUCCCAGCCGCGGAAGACCAACAGCGCGACUUUGCGCCUCAAGCAAGACUACCUGCGUCUCAAGAAGGACCCGGUGCCCUACGUAGUCGCCGAGCCACUGCCGGCCAACAUCUUAGAGUGGCACUAUGCCGUCACGGGUCCCGAAGGAACACUGUACGAGGGUGGGAUCUACCACGGAAAGUUGGUCUUUCCAAGGGAAUUUCCAUUCAAGCCGCCCAGCAUUUACAUGACAACACCAAAUGGCAGGUUCAAGACGAAUACUCGGCUGUGCCUGUCUAUCAGCGACUUCCACCCUGACUCGUGGAACCCUGCAUGGAGUGUGUCCACAAUUCUCACUGGCCUUCUUAGUUUUAUGAUUGAGAAGAGUCCUACCCUGGGGAGUAUAGAGUCGUCCGACCACGAGAAGCGGGUCCUGGCUGCACAGAGCCUGGAGUUCAAUCUGAAGGACAAAAUUUUUCGUGAGCUGUUCCCAGACCUUGUUGAGAAGAUAAAGUCCGAGCUGGAGCAGAGGCGGAAAGUGGAGGAGGAGAGCCGAAGACCGGCAGCAGCGGACGCGGCAGUGGCGGGGGCGGGAGGUGGCGCGUCGUCGGGGCUGCCCGGGGCGGGGGUGGCUGCGGGGCGCGGGGGCCAACAGCAGCCGCAGGGCGCGCUGCAUCACGCCAUUGCCAAUAUCUGCGUCAUCAUCGGUUUCGCCGCCUUCGCCUACACCGUCAAGUACGUGCUGCGGACUAUUGCGGCAGAAUAGCUGAGGUAUCAGAGGAGUGGGACGAGUAUCGGCAGCCUGUAUUUGGAGUUUCUUCUCGGACAAUCUACAGUUGCUGUCAUUAUUUAAGAUGCGUGUGCAGUUAUGUGUAACAGAUAAAUACUUAAAUCCGUUGGCCACAGGUGACUAGAACAGUUUCAGUGAUCGCUACAAACAAGACGGCAAGCCUCCUCGAGUGGGAGAGUAAAUAAGAAGUAUGUACAUGGUGUCAAUCGGCAGCAGUUAAUUGAGGGAGAUAUCUUCUAUUGUAUUCACCGUGACAACCAUUAAUUUGUUGUUUUGCAUUCUUAGAUGUAGUAAUUGGUCGCCGAGGAGAUUCUAAUAUACUAAAAUCAACUAAAUUACAGAAAAAAUUACUAAGAAAGUUUUAAUUUUCCAGUAACUGAUGCCUUUUCUGCCCCAUUCAUCAUUCUGGAAUUGAAUUCCAUCGUAUAUUUGUGGUUAAAAGGCUUUGUGUCGGAGUAAAAUAUUUUUAAAAAAGCUUUGCUGAUAAAGUUAACUGUAUAAUCCAUUACUUCCACAGCUGUGUGUGGAAUUUGCAUGUGGAUUGAAGCGAUGUGUGUAUUUUCCAUUUUGUGAUUGAUGUCAUUGUAAAUGCUAUUGAUACUAUUUGCAAUAUUGCAAUGACAUAUUGGUGUCUACAAUAGAAAGCAUUCCUGAAAACACAACAAAGUUGAUAAAAUUAAGAGAUGACAUGCUGCUGAUCAUUUUUGUUUCACUUAAGGAUCUGUGCUGUGGCAAGAUUGUUACAUUAACACCUGCGAAUGAAGACUGGUUUUCGUAGUCCAAAAAUCUACAUUCUGAGUUUUUGUUCAUACAUGUUUCCAAACUUCAUUAUAUGUACAUUGUUUAUAAAUAGAAAUAAAAUAUUUACUAGCAGUACUUACUAAA